Messenger RNA from Alternaria rosae, 1282 nucleotides. RefSeq lists its product as uncharacterized. Gene Ontology annotation, molecular function: dihydroneopterin aldolase activity. Gene Ontology annotation, biological process: folic acid-containing compound metabolic process. The record is from RefSeq and is a predicted model, not a curated record. The transcript is spliced from 2 exons. Gene Ontology annotation, cellular component: cytoplasm. Bases 115 to 912 code for a protein of 265 amino acids. Lineage: Eukaryota; Fungi; Ascomycota; Dothideomycetes; Pleosporales; Pleosporaceae.
CUGACAUCUUCAAUAAGUUAAACGUGUUCCAUACACUUACUUUGCUGCUCGACGAUACGCUCUGUCCAUCUUGGGACCAACACCGCUCUUCAGACCCACCAACCAGCUUCUGCCAUGAGCCAAGUUGUUCGUCAGGCCCAGUGGGAGGCUGAAGUAGCUUCCAGUGGACACUAUGACAAGAUCAUGGUCCAGAAUCUCGAGGUCGUCGUGAAUGCAGGGAAAGACGUUUGGGGACGUGAGAAAAAGCAGCGGGCCUUGAUCAGUGUCACGUUGACGCUUGGAAAGCAGUUCACGUCAGCUUCUUCCACAGACUCCGUCGAUGACAGCACUGUUCACUACGGUACGCUCAGCAAGGCGAUACAAGCGCGCUUCAAAGAUGAUUCCAUGGCCUGGAUGUCGACUGUCGCUCUAUCAACUGCUGUCUCUCAAUGCGUUCGCGAUGUUGCAGGCUCGACAGAUGUGUAUGCGAUCGAGACUAAUGUCUGCUACCUGAAAGGCAGUAUGUUCGGCGAAGGCGCUGGACACAUCACCUCGCGCAUUGAAGGGACCGGCACCAGCUCGAACGUACUGUACCUGCACAACGUCCGAAUCCCGUGCUUGAUUGGCGUCAACUCCAAUGAGAGGCUGCAGAAACAGCCCGUGGUCCUCAAUGUUUGGGUUGACAACAUGGCUGAUUCUCGUGUGGAGGGAUACCCUCAACUAGAGACUUUCUUAUUCGAGUUAAUAUCUAGCUCUACAUUCCAAACGAUCGAGAGCCUGCUUGCAUGGUUGAUCGACGAGCUUAGACAAAGGUUCUUCACAGAAGAGGCGGACCAGAACGCGUGGAUCAAGCUGAGAGUUAGCAAGCCUCAUGCGGUACCCUUCGCAGAUGCGCCAGCCGUCGAGAUAACACGACCCGUACGGUCGAGCUAGGGUGGGGUGGUGUUACUAGCAAACUGCCGCAGCGAGUCAAAGCGCCGCCGUGACUGUGGAAACGUCUGCAGGUUUUCUCGACGCCAGCCACGGGAACAGCUAACGACGUCUGUUCCUGACUUAUGCUAGGGGAGGUCCGUUAGCGCAACCGGUACCGAUUCAGUCUCCACUCCAAUAGCUGUCCCUGUCUUACAGCCUGACGGCGUGAAAUCGGGAACCGCCAAGCGUCUAAGCUUGUUAGAAGCUUCUGCCAUCUCGGUUCUUGGUAUCGCGAGUACCUACAGACAGGGCCAUUAGGACACCCGAAUGAUAUUCUUGUUGUUGGGAGUAUUGCAAUGACAGGGUGUAGUCGAGGAUUUGAAAGUCGUGU